CUUACAGGCGAGGUUCUCGCCUGUUCCGGAUCGUCGUGUACGCGCCGACACACCAGACCGGCAGGGAAAAGCGACGGGGAAAUCCUCGACUAUCGUUCACAUAUCGUUGAAUAAUUAUGUACAAAACGGUGCGGAAAGGCGACGCCAGUCUGCAGUACACGAUACUGCCGCAGACGGAUCAGUUCCCGUCGGGUGGAUUCCCGCAGACCUCCGGUAAGACUCAGCUGCGGAUUAUCAAGUACGCGAUAGGCGCCCUGAUGGUGCUGAUCACGAUGUCCUGCGUGGCCACGCCGUUUCUGAUGCAUCAGAACGAUCACAACCUUUUUGCCGGCACGACGCUGGCGAUGAGUCGGGUCGAGCCGGUCAGGAACACGUCGAAAAACGUCCAAUCGAAGGAAACCGUGGCGAAUAACAAGGAUAGAGGCAGAACCCCGACUACGACUACGGUGUUGAUCACCGAGGUCACCAAGAGGAAAGACCUCGAGGACACUACGACCUCUUUCGGUGGGAUUCUCCGGGGGGAAGAAGAGGAAGCGGUGGUCGACGACGCCACGUUAGCAGACAUACCGGAAACCAAUACGCAACGUUCCCCGAGCACGUCGGAAACGUCGACGAGUGUUCGCCAAUCGGCAACGACCUCCGCUUCGCCGUCGCCGUCUGCGACGACGACGAGCGCCUCUUCCUCGGCAUUCCCGAUGAUCUCGAGGGUGUCCUCGGGCGGCAUGACGGAGAGCACUACGGCCUCGAGCACUCCCAGGAAGCCGAAGAUGCCGCGAGUGACCCUGAAGCUGCGAGAGAACGAGACCAUACCGCAGAUGUACAUGAAGGCGGGCAUAGCGUCGUACAAGAAAGGCAACAUCACCACCAGCGUUCUCGCACACGGCUUGAGCCUCGAGGGCCUGAUAUUCAAAACGCCGGAGGGCACGAUAAAGCCCUGGCCCCAGAAGUGGUUCUUCAGCGAUCCCUCGGCCGACUUCCAGUGGAAGGGCCCGAUACAAAUGCCGGUGUUGCUCUACGUCCUGGGCACGGGAAUGGCCGUUUUGUCGAGUGCUAUUAUCUUGCUGAUGUGGUACAUGCAACGCAAGGCGUUGAGACGUCAGCGACCGAACAUCGAGGAACCGGAAGUCGAGGAACACGAGGAAGACAAGUCGACCCUGUUAGGCGCAGAGAGUCAGGAGACCGAGGAAAAGGAGUAAGCCUGACGACGAGGAAAUACUGCACCCGUAUGUAAGCGCGCGCGUGUAAGGACUUGCAUAUUUUUACCACACACACACACACACACACACACACACACACACACCAGUUAGGUUUAGGGUCUUCCACAUCGAAGAGUCGAAGGUCGAAUACGCGAGCGAAAUGUAAGAGGAACUUUUUGUUUCGCCGGUGGAGUUAAUUACAGAGCAUACGUAAGGAUCGUAGGAUAACGGACUCCUCGAUUAGUCUGAUUUUGAAGAUCUACGCGAAAUUGGUUUCCCGUGAUUGCGCUCGUGAUCGUUGUCGCAUCUCAGGAUAAAUCUGCCCGGGCGAACCCGACGGAUCUCCGAGUGAUGUUUCUUUCUCGCGAGAUCGGAAUCACCACCCUGGUACAAUUGUUCUGAGCGACGCGUCUUUAUUCAAGAGUCCGAUUUACAAGUUUAUUACAGUAAAUUGGUGAUGGACCAUUUAAGUUUAUAGCGAUUAUGAUGCAGCUCGAUGAUUAGAUUAUUGUGGCGACGAUGACGCCAGCGAAAUAUCGAUGAUGUUUUGCCGACGAAGUCGCACGAAACUAUAAAAUUACACAUGUUGUAAUGAAAAAUUGAGAGGAAGUUUCGUUAUUUGUUGUAAAUGUGCGAGUCGCGAUCGAGACGGCGGAUUUGAAGAAGCUACGACGAACGGCAAUGGCUGAAUGACGUAUAUACACUAGAAAAAGAUUUGAUAACAAUUAGCAAAUAUUUAAUUAAAUUAAAAUUUAGUUUUUACUAAAUAAUUUGGUUACUAUAACCAAAUCAUUUAGUUGAAACUAUUUAACUAAAUGUUUGGUAAUUGUUACCAAAUCCUUUUUUCAGUGUACGUAAAGACGAAUUGCGUAUUAUAUGGAGGAAAAAUGCGUACCUCACCAGCAAGUUAAGGAAAUCCAGACUUUCCUUUCCCUCCCCAAAAAAGAGAAAGAAAUUUAGAGAAACUUCCAGCAAACGCAACAAAUAGUUUUAUCCCCUUGAGAGAUUCUUUCGAAAGUUUUUACGCGGGAGUCGAGUGACGCGCCUUAAGAUUAAUUAGUUAUGACCUCGCGAACACAGCGCAAUUUCGCGAUAUGUCGAAAGAAGUCUUCUUAAUUCGGCCAUCUAUUUGCUAAACUUUCUAUGAUAUAUACGAUAAGAUAUUAUGUAUACAUCGUCGAUAUAUUUCUAGAACGAUACCUCGAAGAAACAGCAACGCGCUUUCAGACUUACUGACGCUAAUCAAGUUCUACCUGCGUACAAAGUAGCCGUACUGCCAGCUACGACGGACGACCAGCUUUCCAGCCAUAUUUAAUUAAAAGUAAUGUUUGACGAGCAUGUUAUCGGGUAUACUGUUGAAUCGAUAUCCGCACCGCUCCGUCAUGGAGCGCUCGAAGAUAUCUCUAUCUCACGGUAAAAUAUAAUAUCAUAUUUUGCAAAAUAUUUCGAAAUUCGCUUUUUUUUACAACAUCGCAUCAGAAAAUAUACACGUAUGUAGCUCGCGUUGAAUUAAUUCAAAUUAUCCGCGCGGUAACGAAGUCCACAAUUAUCGGUAUCUUCAUCGAAGCGCGUUGUUCAGCUAAAAGUACAAUACAAAGUAAUUUAUAUAAAAGUUCGGAGACAGAAUUACUUUAUGUAAUUGAUUGUUUUGUCAAAGCUGUGGCGACACAAACGCGCGUCACAUCUAUUAAUGCCAUUACGAGAAAGGAUUUACACACAUGUAUGUUCAUGCAUCGUCAGUGGAAAAUUGCGUAUUUAUGGACAUGAUGUUUGAAGUGAGCGAAAAUGUUAACAUUUCUUUUUUGAGAAAAACUGAUUGUAGAAAUUAGUGUUUAGAAUUUUAUUUAAGACAGGACGCGCACAAGAUAAAGUUGUGGCGACAGACCUCGCGAUUAGGACUUUUUCUACGUUUAGUUCAUAUUUCUCACGUAAUAAAGAUGACAAGUUGAGCCCAGCUUUGUGAGCUGUUUACUGUUUGCAAAAUCAAUUUUACAUUGCAGCGAAUAAUUUUUACUGUGUUCAACGUGACUUUCCACAUUCCACAGAAUCAAUAUCGCACAUUAGUUAUUUUGAACAAUCGCGACUCACUUGAAAUAACAUCGCGGUGCACUCGGAGACACUCGACUAAAGUUAUUUUCCAGACUCUUUACGAGUCACAAUUGCGUCGCUGAUUAAUUAAAGUAUCUGUUGCAUCGAUAAGCGAUUAGAUAUUAACAGUCAAGAAUCACUUAUCCCAAAUAGUCUAUCUAUGCAUUUAAGAAAUCGGCCAGCCAUGUGAAUUACAAAAUGUUAGAAAUAUGAUUACGUCUCAAAAAACUUGCUGUUAAAAAUCGAAAUUGUUUUAUCGUCAAUGAAUUAAGCAGCAGAAGUUAAAGUUAGAUGGGAAAACCCUCAAAAGAACUGACAGACAUUUUAUGAACAAUUGCACUUACAGCUAUAUCAUUACGUGGAUUUUAUUCAACAUCUUCGAGAGUCGAAGAUGGAAAAUCAUAGUUAUGUGAUCUUACAGUUAAGCUAUGUGAAAUACACGUAAUUUUACGCGUAUCGCACUCACAUAUGUACACACACACACACAACAUACACACAUAUAUACAAUUCGCACAUCGUUCUUAAAAUGGAACUCACAAUUCGUUGAUGAACGACAAGAGCGAAGCGGUUACAAAUCUAUUUAGGGACGCUCACCAGAAACGCGAGUACAAUAAACGAUGUAUUAUCACGAUCGUCAUGCUCAUUUACGUUGCGUAUACACAUUUUGUAACGACGAAUCGUUCUCACAUCACGCUACAAUUAGCAAAACAGUACUUUACUAUAACGUGUAUUUCGAUCCUGCAUUUAGUUCAAUGUGAUAAGAUUCUAGACGUGAUCCUUGAUUAUUGUACAUAAUUAAGGUGCGACUACGAUAUCUUUCUCUCUCUUCUCACUUUCUCUUCGAUCGUCUUUACUCGUAAAUAUACCUCGAAGUAUUUAUGACAUAUUCCUCGGUAUUCGAUCGAAUUGAUUUAUUUGUGUAAAUAUAACUUGCUCAUGGUUGAUAUUUUAAUUACUUUUGUAAAUAGUAAUUGUUUAUUUGUAAGUUAAACCUUUGCAAGUUGAGGAUGAACUUAUAGUUUUGUAAUCUAUUUGUGUUGUCAAUUGUUUCCUCGAAAGAAUAAAGGUUGUCCGUUCCGUGUCCGCACGUUUGUGCACAGAUGUUAAAGUAUUCUCCAUAAAAUUAAAUGACAAGAGUGUUACUAACAAUGAAUAUCGAGGAAUUAUUAUCGAUUCGAUACACUAAGCGACCCUCCCCGUAAGAAAAGAAGUGCAUCAAUUGCGAUUUAUUGUGUUGCGAAUAUAAAUAAGAAGGCGGGAAAUCCGGGGGUUACCUACCUGUACGGAAUAUUUAAGGGAUAGUUAAGGAUAUAAAAUUCGAAUCGUAUACUAAUUAACCAUUUGUGACUUUUUGUGUAUUAAACUUAAACUUUUAUGGUAUCUACGUGAAUCUACGACCGCGAAAUUCGCCGGAGGAACUCCGAGAGGCUCAUAACUCGCGAAAUUAUUUAUAAGAUAUCUAAUGGGCGAUUAAGGCGAGAAAAAAGGAAACCACGACAGGAAACUCACCACAGGAUAGGAACGAGAACACUUCUUCUUGUACCAGUUUUCAGUCAUUUUGCAUUUACUUGAAUGUGAUAGGUCGAUUUUCGGGAAAGUCGUUAGGAAACUUAUGAGUGAUAAUGACGCUCAAUUGAUAAUUUUCCGAGCGCCUCGCCGUCUCCCGAGAAUGGCGCGAGAAACGCGCGAUUUUCGCGAAACGAGCGUACCGAGGACUCCGCGCCGAUAAACAACAGUAUGCACUGAUAGAGCAUAUAUACAAAAAAAGUAAUGUUCGAUGCGUUUUCGAAAGAAAUAAGAAACUCAUAAGUGACACAAUAGCGCCGUAGCUGAAGAGAAAGAACGGUUAUAGUUUCUAUUUUGAAGAUUAUAUUUUUUUAACUUUAUUAAUUUUUGACUUCCACGUACAUGUAUAAAUAAAUACAAGAUAAAAAAUAUAUACAAAUUAUAAAUAUAAUGAAACCAUAAUGGACUAAUGUAUAUAAUAUACACGUGUAUUUUAAAUCGAGGCCGUGCAACGCGUUAAAUAGCACGAAAUGUUUUAAAUGAACGAUAUUAAUUUAAAAAAUAAGAGAAAUAGAGAGGAAACAAGAAAUCGACUUUUAAAAAAUAUUUUUCAAAUUAUGAAAAGACGUCUAAGUAGCGUUUAUUGUCGGCUAAAAUGUAAGAAAUUCUGAUUGAUUAUUACUCAUACAAAUUGAUGAACUGACUCGAGGAAAAGAGAAUAACUUCCUAUAGAGGAACACAAAUAUUUUUCUAAUUUAAAAAACGAUAUUACGUGACCGAGACGCUAUUCAGUGUAUGGCGAAUUAGGAAAUCAAUACGACAACGUUCGUUUCUUGGGAUCUAAUCUCGUUAAUCGAGCGACUACGUCUGCAUGUUUGCGGGUUACGAAUAGGUUAACCUUUGCCUCGUGUGUAACUCGGAAGUUGGAAAAAAUACAUUAAUACGUAAAAAAUAUAAUUUAGAAAGUUUACCUUGUUGACAUUUUUUUAUUUAAUAUAAGUAAUAAUGUUCAGACAAGAAGAAAUAAAAUUGAAAGUUAAAUCUAAACAAAUUUUUAAUCUUUGUGUCAAUGUAAAUUUAUACCGAUUUUAUACACCUUAUUAUCGGUUUCCAUUUUUUGUUUUCAUUAUUUUCGAUAAUUAUAAGUUGGUAUUAGUUUAUAGAUAUAAAAGUAAUUUACGUAACCGAAAAAAAUAGUGAUAAAAUCCGAAAACUUAGGAUAAAAUUCUGGAGAGGUGGUCAUCCUAGCUACGAAAUGGAGGAUGAGAGUGCGCGUUGUCGGAUCAUCGACGAUAAUCCGCACCAGAUUCGCGUUACACGGCCUAUUUGCAUUAGCUAGCUUAGGUAGGCAAAACAAUUAUGUGUACAGAUAUUAUUAACACUGUAUGUGCGUAGGCUCGAGGUAUCUGCCGAGGACACAACGUGGCUAACGUAGAUUGCGAUAAUCGAUUAACUGGCAUUUAACUUUAUAAACAUACGAUUCGGAAACAAGUAUAAUGUAACAGCAACAACAACGACGACGACGAAGAAAUCUGAACGGACGAGAUACAACUUAGCAACUGAAACAUGUCUCAAUAGCACGUUCCAAGUAGACUUUCGUUCGCAAUUGUCGAAGAAAACAGCAAUGUGAUUUACCGUAGAGUGCGGUUAACCACAUAUCCAUUGAAGCCGCACACGUGUUACCGCUCUCUGUCAUAAUCCUGUCGGACGCCUCGAUCCUACACGUAUGUCACGACAAUCACGAUGCGGCUUACCGAUCGUGGUCCGUUUAUUAUUGAAAUUGAAUUGUUAAUUGAAGUUGGGAAUGGACUAGCUCACGCCUAAUUAGGGCCUAUAAAUGUAUACAAAUGAAUAAAAUGUUGAGAAACAAUGCCGCACUA
Messenger RNA from Dinoponera quadriceps, 6670 nucleotides. RefSeq lists its product as uncharacterized. The transcript has 4 exons. The coding region runs from base 117 to 1196 and encodes 359 amino acids. NCBI's taxonomy places the organism in Eukaryota, Metazoa, Arthropoda, Insecta, Hymenoptera, Formicidae. The record is from RefSeq and is a predicted model, not a curated record.